AUGCUGCUCGACACAGCUCCAUUACCAUUCUCGUAUCUUUCCAUAAUGUCAGCCAGCUACUUACUAGCUGUUAGUGAAACAACCAGGAUACCCUCGUCAUCCACGCAGGCACCUGAGCUGUUGGGAUCUAUUUCAACAAAUGGGAGGCGGGUUCAUACCGGACAACCUUGCCGGUCGAAGGAUCUUCAUCGUCACCUGGAUGGAUGUAGAUCUUGCGACUGGGCCUUGUUGCCCAUGGGGGUUCGCUCAUGGACCCGUAAGCAAAGAUAG
Aspergillus welwitschiae is the source of this 270-nucleotide messenger RNA. RefSeq lists its product as uncharacterized. The transcript has a single exon. The record is from RefSeq and is a predicted model, not a curated record. Lineage: Eukaryota; Fungi; Ascomycota; Eurotiomycetes; Eurotiales; Aspergillaceae. The coding region runs from base 1 to 270 and encodes 89 amino acids.